AUUCGAGCGAACUCUAGUAGGACUUCGCGAGGCCUACGGAACUGGUGAAGUGACUCGUGCCUUGUUUUCUUUGCACAAAACGGGCGUGAUUGCUUUCUUUUCGAGCGCCUGUUGCCGACACCUCGAAAGUUUGACGGCCCGCCCUUUCCUACAGCGAUACCCCACGACACUUCGACUUGGCUUCAACUCAACGAUCCGAUCGGGACUCAUCAACGUUAUCACGAAAAGCUGAUGGCGCACACACCGGCGAGGUCCACCUCUUUCCUCGCGGUGCACGAGACUCCCAGCGUGCGCCAGUCCACACCCAUCACCACCGCGUGGUCCCCGGAGAGCGGGUUCUUUGACUCGGAUGGCCAGUCGACAAACCGCAGCUGCACUUUCAGCCCCUCGUCUGCACUCUUCAGCGAUGAUGACAGCCACAGUGUCUGUUCCAUCAUGCCAUACAGCUACUGCAGCGACCCUGUGACCCAGCUGCUGCUCCUUCCCAAGGAAAGCCCGCCGCCUCGUGUGGACAUCCUCAAGAAGCUCAAGAGUUACCGGCCGGUCGUGUGCAAGAUACUGGACUACCUGUCCUCGCAGGACCUGGCCAGCGCCUGCCGCGUCAGCUCAGAAUGGCGCAAGCUGUGCCUCUCGAUACCCGAGCAAGCGGUUCGCUUUACGGAGUACGUCAAGACGAGAGAGGAGCACUGGGAGUCAUCCAGGGAAAACAUGCCCAAGCGCAAGUCAUCCAGGAAGGAGCCAUCGAAUGCUCCUCCUCUAACAGUUCACAAUGCUCAAGCAGAGGUGCAAAAUUCAACUGGGCAAGCUGAGAAGGCUGUGGAAACAAGAUCAAGGCUGGACCUGCAUAUAAAGGAGGCCAAGAAUCUCCAGGAAGGCGAAUGGCUCUGGCCCUGUCCCGUCUGCCAGUAUCCGAGCCGGGUGACGGCCGCCGGCACGGUCGCCACUUGCAAGUGCGGCUACAAGUUCUGCCCCAAAUGCCGCAGGGACAGCCACUUGCCCAAGCCUUGCGUGGCCCAGACUGGGCAAGUCAUCAGCUUGCGCACACAAAAGAACAUCAUAGGCAGCAAGUACUCCAAACGUCAGCUGCGCCGCUUAUGACCGCAUACCCCGCAUCCGACUUCACGGCUGUGUCCCGCUGUACAGGCUUCACAUGGGACCGGCAGUGAAAGACUCGAUUCCUCGGAGGGGUGGUUGAUUGGUGACUUGUGUGUGCUUGUGUGCAUGUGUCAAACUCCUCGCGAGUUUUUGAAGUGUUUAUAUUUUUAUAUAGCUGACUAUUUUUAUUCUUAGUGCAUUUACAAGUGACAUGCAGACGAUAGUCUGUUUUGUUUUUACUGCCUUUACAAGUGGCCUGCAGAGAGCCUGCUAGUGUUCUUCUGCCACCUCGCAUAACUGCGCAUAAUAUAACAGCGCUAAAGUGAAAGACUUUUCAAUGCGACCAGCCUUGCACUGGUCGCAUUGCCGAAAGUUGUGGCUGUGGCAUCAAAAGGUCUAGAAUUUUGAAUAGUUUAUGCGCAGGGCCUGACCGUUGGACACUACGGUCAUUUCGUCCACAUCACUCUGCCCGUUACAAGCGUGGCCACUUAACGGGCUGACAUUUGUGGCUUUCUUUUUAAAUUAAUGGCACUUAGUAAGUAUUUAAGGGGCACUUGCCGAGCCAAUCCUCCCACUAUUGCAUAACAUUAGCUCCUGCAGAGGUGUGCAGAUGCCGUUAUUUGGCGUGUAUGCUGACAGGCUCUCUGCAGAGCUUCCUGCCUUCUCUCGCCUGGCUUCUGUGAAGCCCGACACGACCAUCACUGUACAAAGCAUCCCAUCACCGCGCUUGCAGGCAGGAAGUUUUCUGUACAGCUGUAUCACCCAAGGGCAUGUCAUGUACAUAGUGUACAUAGUAGAGUGAAUGUGCACCGGUGUGUGUAUAUAUACUGUACAUAGUACCGAUGUGAUCUCGGUCUACUACAGGGAGGGGCUUCAGGACCAACAGGAACUCUGUGCCAAGCUGCUCUUUCAGCUUCCUUUCACAGCAGAGGAAUUAAAGAGAGAUGCUCUCAGUCUACCUCGAUCAAGAAGUAUGGAUUUCAAUACCUUUCUUAAGAUCAGUAUUCUCUUUAGAACAGUAUUACUAAUGCUUGCCAAAAUGCAAUGCACAUUGUUUAAAAACUUGCAGUAUUCUGAACACCAUCUCUUUCUAUCUUGCAAUGCGUCUUUAAUGGUACAAAUUUACAGCACUCAACACUGGCACACCAAUGCAAUGGCCUUCUCACUUUUCUUUCUUUACUCCCCCGCUCUUUCUGUUCAUUUUGUAGAGAGACGGGGGCGAAGGGGACGUCCUGUGGAAAGACAUUCAUGCUUCAAUGUAUUAUGCCACACACACACACGCAAUGACAAUCCACUACUGCAUUUAUUUUGCCAAGUUUUGUGCACGCUGCUCCUGCAGCACCCUUUCAGGACUUUCUCAGUGCGACAAUUGUGCUCAAUGUGAUACCUAUUUAUGUGCAGUGUCACAAGGCAAAGCCAAAGUAAAAUGAGAUUUUUUUUUU
Molecule: messenger RNA, 2537 nt
Organism: Dermacentor silvarum
Lineage: Eukaryota; Metazoa; Arthropoda; Arachnida; Ixodida; Ixodidae
Product: F-box only protein 43-like
Exons: 5
Coding region: 232-1098 (288 amino acids)
Biological process (GO): negative regulation of meiotic nuclear division; regulation of mitotic nuclear division
Cellular component (GO): nucleus
Molecular function (GO): zinc ion binding; protein binding
Source: RefSeq, a predicted model, not a curated record